AUGGCUUGUCACGUAUGUGUAACCUGUGGCCUUCAAUAUCCAUUCGCAUCAUCAACUCCUUUGGAGUGCCUUGUAUGUGAAGAUGAUCGACAAUAUGUUGGUAGCAAUGGUCAACAAUGGACAACGCGAGAAGAAAUGUUGAACAAAUAUGAAAAUAAGAUUAAAUGCGAGGAAACCGGAUUAUUUUCAAUUUACACUGAGCCAUCAUUUGCCAUUGGUCAGCGUGCAUUUUUAGUACAAACGUCACAUGGCAAUAUUCUCUGGGAUUGCAUUUCGUUAGUCGAUCAAAAUACUAUUGACUAUAUCAAUCAAUGCGGCGGUCUCACUGCAAUAGCCAUUUCUCAUCCACAUUUUUUUGCUACAAUGGUAGAUUGGAGUCAUUUGUUUGGUAAUAUUCCCAUUUAUCUUCACAAGGAUACUGAACCAUGGGUAGUGAGACCUGAUAAGUGUAUUCACUUUUGGGAUGGUAGUACGAAAGAUUUACUUGGUGGAAAGUUAAAACUCAUUCACACAGGUGGACAUUUCGAAGGCUCGCAAGUAUUAUAUUGGCCGGAAGGAGCGUCACACCGUGGGGUAUUAUUAACUGGAGAUGAGCCUCAUAUUUGUAUGAAUUCCAAACGAGUUACAUUCAUGCAUAGCUUUCCAAACUACAUUCCGCUCAACGAACGAAAAGUUAAACGAAUCAUGGAACGGUUACAACUGGUGAACUAUGAUAGACUGUAUGGUGCAUUUAGUGGUGGAAGUAAAAGUGGAGUAAUUCAUGAAAAUGCACAAAAGAUUGUUCAACAGUCAGGUGAACGAUAUUUGAAAGCUAUCUCAAACGAUUGA
Molecule: messenger RNA, 828 nt
Organism: Rotaria sp. Silwood1
Lineage: Eukaryota; Metazoa; Rotifera; Eurotatoria; Philodinida; Philodinidae
Source: the annotation of a GenBank genome assembly